Messenger RNA from Cladocopium goreaui, 1862 nucleotides. NCBI's taxonomy places the organism in Eukaryota, Dinophyceae, Suessiales, Symbiodiniaceae. The record is from the annotation of a GenBank genome assembly.
UCCUACGAUUCGCGGUUUGGAGAAACCGUGAGGCCAGGCAAAGCUUGUGCCCGUCCUGGCAACAUGGCGGAGGAAGAGGCAGAGGUUGAGGAGAAGCCUGAGGUGACAGAAGUUGUCGAGGAUGUGGAUGCCCCGAAAGAGGAGCCAAAGCCAAAACGUCAGCGACGGAAUCGAUGGGGUCAGGAACCUGAAGCAAUGCCUGUGCCAAGCGCUGAUGACCUCGCGCUUGCGCCAUUGGUAGGUGUUGAUGCAUCAGCUUUGGGUCUCUUGCCUGUGCAACCUGGAUUGGGAGCCCCCGCCGGAGCCUCUUUGGACCUCUCGGCUGCAGCACAGGCUGCAAGAGAAGCGCUGGAGAAGGCCAAAAGAGCUGCAAUGUUCCAGCGGCAGAUUCAGGAGCAAAUGGCCAAGAUCAAGGGCCAAGGUAUUGGAGGAGGCUUCAUGGCAGGUGAAGCCCCAAAGGCCCGAAAACUCAUUCUCGAUGAGUUUGGUCGUGAGCUGGAUGAAGAUGGACAAGUCGUCCCAAUGAAACCACAGGUGGUUAGCACCUUGAAAGUCAACAUCAAUCGCGAGAAGGAGGCCAGGUUAAAGAAGAUCCUGGGCCUCAAGAAGGAUGGCCUGGGAGAGAGCUCCUUCUUCGACCCGACUUUGAAAGUCAAGGAGCAAUCUGGGCGAAUGAAGCGCCGAAGUUUUAGGUUUAUCGAGGAAGGCGAACUGGUAAAGAAGGAGGCGAAGAUGAUCAAGAAAGUCCAAGAGAAGGCCUUGGGAAUUGAUAAGAAAGAUGAAAAGAAAAAGAAGGAGGAGGAACAAAAGAAGAAGGACGAAAAGAAGAAGGAAGAGGAAGAGGAGAAGGAGCAGCCUGUCAAGAAGAUUGAGCCCAAGGUCUUGAGGAAAGAACCAAUCCCAGAGGUGGAGUGGUGGGACAUCCCCUUUUUGAAGGAGGACCAGUACGGACAGAAGAAGGCAUACACCGAGGUGAAUGUCGAGAAGAUCACUCCGUACGUGGAGCAUCCAAUCCCCAUCAAGAUCACCACCGAGAAAGAGGCGCCCGAAGCGGCCAUGAUGCACCUGACUCCAAAGGAGAGAAAGAAGCUCAGGCGGUUGAAGCGUCAAGAGCGAACUCAGGAGAUCAGAGACAAGAUUAAGAUGGGUAUUUUGCAGCCACCACCUCCCAAGGUGAAGAUGGCCAACUUGAUGAGAGUCCUUGGUGACGAGGCGAUUGCUGACCCCUCCACAGUGGAGCGGAAAGUCAGGCAGCAGGUGGAACAGCGACGAAAGGAGCACGAACAGCGAAACGAGGCACGCAGAUUGCCAGCUGAAGAGCGAAAGCAGAAGAAAAAGCAAAAGUGGAUGGCGGAGACGGAGCCAACCACACAGGUGCUGGUCUUUAAGAUCAAGGACCUGGCAAACAAGAAGCAUUUGUUCAAGAUUGACAUGAACGCUCAGCAAUUUCACCUGACUGGUUGCUGCAUAGCGUGCCCCGGCGUCGCCAACAUGGUUGUGGUCGAGGGCGGCCCGCGGGCCAUCAAGCGAUACAAGAAGCUCAUGAUCAGGCGCAUCAAGUGGACCGAAGAGCAAGCUGACGACGAUGAUGAUGACGAGGAUCAGGACGAGGUCACCGCACCAAAGCUUCAGGACUUCUGUGUUCUGAUUUGGGAAGGUGUUGUGAAGCAGAGAAGCUUCAAGAAUUGGAAGGUGACGCAUGUCCGGAACGAGCCAGAGGCCCGAAAGCUUCUGAACGAUCGUCAGGCUGAGCACUACUGGGACAUGUUGGCACGAUACCGAGAUCAUCGUCUGGACAUCUAAGGGUCCACCUGGCAACCAAUGAGACGCUGAAGCCAGUCGCCGUAGCUGUGCAGAUAAAA